Molecule: messenger RNA, 2901 nt
Organism: Ficedula albicollis (Collared flycatcher)
Lineage: Eukaryota; Metazoa; Chordata; Aves; Passeriformes; Muscicapidae
Gene: SCYL3
Product: SCY1 like pseudokinase 3
Exons: 14
Coding region: 252-2507 (751 amino acids)
Biological process (GO): protein phosphorylation
Molecular function (GO): protein kinase activity; ATP binding
Source: RefSeq, a predicted model, not a curated record
GGUCACGCCGGGACAGCUCAGCCUUUGGGAGCCAAGCCCCCGGCGGCGCUGAGAGCCCCUCCCGGCGGCUGUGCCGGGUGGGCGGCGGCGGGCAGGGCCCCUGGAGAGCGGGAAUCGCCUCUCUGGCUCGGCGUGUUCCAGAAAAUGCUCUGAACCUGAACUGGACAGCGCCCGCUGGAACUAAAUCUGCCCGACGAUACUCCUCCUUCAGCCAGAGCCUGUUUGUGGUGGGGAGGGCACCUCUGCGAGGGAUGGGCUCGGAGAACAGUGCUUUGAAGAGCUGCACCCUGGAGGAGCCGCCCUUCACACUGCCCAGCGGCCACACCCUCUACCCGGCCGUGCUGCAGGAUGGCAAACUCGCCUCCGUGUUCGUGUACAAGCGGGAGAACGAGGAGAAGGUCAAUAAAGCUGCCAAGCACCUGAAAACCUUGCGCCACCCUUGCCUUCUGCGCUUCCUCUCCUGCACUGUGGAAGCAAACGGGAUCCACCUGGUUACAGAGCGGGUGAGGCCCUUGGAGAUCAUCCUGGAGACACUCUCUGCUGCAGAAAUCUGUGCAGGGAUCUACGAUGUGUUGCUGGCACUCAUCUUCCUCCAUGACAGGGGAAACCUAACGCAUAACAACGUCUGUUUGUCAUCCGUGUUUGUGAGUGAGGAUGGGCACUGGAAGCUGGGAGGAAUGGAAACAGUCUGUAAAUUCAGUGAAGCCACCCCAGAGUUCCUCUGCCACGUGAAGUCUGUGCGAGACCAGUCGUGCAUCCCCUGCGAGGAGAUGUCUGCAGACUUCAAAAUCCUGCCCAGCAGCUACGGGCAUGCGAGGGACGCCUACGCAUUUGGGACAACAGUUGAGAAUCUCCUGACAGUUCUCAAUGAUGAGGUUUCAGCAGAUAUUCUCUCCAGCUUUCAGCAAACCUUGCACUGUACACUGCUGAACCCAGACCCAAAGUGUCGCCCGCCACUGUCCAGCUUACUGUCUCACGAGUUCUUCAGGAAUGAUUUUCUGGAAGUUGUGAAUUUUCUGAAGACCUUAACACUAAAGUCUGAGGAGGAGAAAACUGAAUUUUUCAAAUUCCUGCUGGACAGGGUGGCUGGCUUGUCAGAGGAGCUGAUAGCAACACGGCUGGUGCCUCUCCUACUCAAUCAGCUCGUGUUUGCAGAACCUGUAGCUGUCAAGAGUUUUCUUCCUCAUCUGCUGGGCCCAAAGAAAGAGCAAAGUGGGGAGAGCCAGACCAGCUGCCUGCUGUCUCCAGCCCUGUUCCAGGCCCACGUGAUCCCUGUGCUGCUGAAGCUGUUUGAGGUGCACGAGGAGCACGUGCGGAUGGUGCUGCUGUCUCACAUCCACGCCUACGCAGAGCUGUUCUCCCAGGAGGAGCUGAAGAACAUCAUACUGCCACAGGUGUUGCUGGGCCUGCGGGACACCAGUGACUCCAUCGUGGCCAUAACCCUGCACAGCCUGGCCGUCCUUGUCUCCCUGCUUGGGCCUGAGGUGGUUGUAGGUGGAGAAAGAACAAAGAUCUUCAAAAGCUCUGCACCAAGUUUCAUGAAAACUGCUGAUGUCUCCCCAGAAGGUUCCCCCAGUCACGUUGUGAGCAAUCAGAGAAACCAAACCUCUCGGCCCCUGAAGAGCAGUCCCAGCUCGUUCCCCAGCUCUGCAAAUGCACCUGGCAAGAAGCUUCCUGUGCAACAGGACAAUCCCUUACCUUCAAAGACAGGUGAGCAAGGCACUCAGCCCCCCCUGAACGGAAUUCCAGGAAGCAUUAAUGCACUGGGGAACAGCAGGAGCUCUAAGACUACCUCAGAAAAGCCAGCAGAGGAGUGGCCAGACUGGAGUGAGCCAGAGGAGACGGACACUGAGAAAACUGUGAACAUUCAAAUUCAGCCCCAGGAGCUGCGGGGCAGCGUGGGACCUUAUUUUGCUGAUCAUAAUGUAGAUGAGAAGCCUUGGGAUGACCUUGAACCCAGGAGCCCCAGUCCUAAACUGUCCUCAGGAAAGUGCCCCACUGUGACACAGGCUGAUGCAGCUGAAAGGCCGAGGCCUGUGCCAGGUACCCAUCAACUGAGCAAAGAAUUCAAAAGCCUCAGACUGAGUCCCCCCACCAAGUCUUGCCAUGGGAACAGCUGGAGCAAUGACAAGUGGGACCAUGAGGAACAACUAGGAGAAACUGUGUUGCCAAAAUCCUUUCAGGAAAGGUUGAAGUCUUCAUCAGAGUCUGGCCUGGGAGAAGAAUUCACCAUCAAAGUGAAGAAGAAACCUGUGCAAGACCCUGAGCUGGACUGGUUUGCUGACAUGAUCCCAGACAUUAAACCUUCUUCCUCCCUCUUGAUUUUACCUGAGGCAAGGACAGAAGCAGUUGUUCCCACUCAUUUGGGUGGGGUUUCCAGCAGAGAAGGUGCCGCCCAGACUGUGCUGUUUUCAUCCAAAUUUGCAGCAGCUGAUGUGAUUGAGGCUGAAGCUACAGGCUGGGGUGAAGAAGAGGAGUUGAACUGGGAAGAUGAUACAAACUGGUAACAGUUCUGAACGACACCAAGGCAAUUCAUAGUGUGUUGGAUCCUGUGCCAGGAGUUGCUGCUUCCCCAGUACAAUGGAUAAAGUACCUCAGCACUGCUCUUGCCACAAGGCAGGCACUUGCUGCAAAGCCACGAGAUCCCCUGGGGCCUGAGCUCUUGCCAGGAAUGCUCCUUCCCAGUCUGUGCCAAAAGCUGCAGGGGUGAGCCUGCACUCGAGCAGUAGGCCCAGCUGUGGUGCUGCCACUGCUCCCAGCCACAGGACAGCGUGAUGGAGGUGAUGGUGCUGAUGUGCUACUGGAGGCCAAGAGUGGCAGAGGAGAUUGACCCAGAACUCACCCCUGCCCUGAAAAACUGCUGACAAUAAAUGAAAGUCACACUGAGUUUCUUGGUUAAUG